Molecule: messenger RNA, 3769 nt
Organism: Haliaeetus leucocephalus (bald eagle)
Lineage: Eukaryota; Metazoa; Chordata; Aves; Accipitriformes; Accipitridae
Gene: INPPL1
Product: inositol polyphosphate phosphatase-like 1
Exons: 27
Coding region: 1-3759 (1252 amino acids)
Biological process (GO): phosphatidylinositol dephosphorylation
Molecular function (GO): phosphatase activity; protein binding
Source: RefSeq, a predicted model, not a curated record
AUGGGGGGAUGCCAUGUGUGUGUCCCCCGGCAUCCUCUGCCUGACACCCUCCCCGUCCCGGCUGCCUGCAGGUUCCAGAAGCACGUCCACACCUACCGCAUCCUGCCCGACGAGGAGGAUUUCCUGGCCGUGCAGACCUCGCAGGGGGUGCAGGUGAGACGCUUCAAGACGCUGAGCGAGCUGAUCGCCCUGUACCUGCAGCCCAACCAGGGGCUGGUCUGCACCCUCCUUUUCCCUGUCGAGAGGGAGAAGGAGAAGGAGAACGCGGAGGAGAGGGACUAUUCGGAUGGAGAGGAUGAAAAGCCGCCGUUACCGCCGCGCUCCGGCUCCACCAGCUUCUCCAGCACCUCGGCAGGGCUCAGCCCCACCGGCCUGGGGCCGGCUGUGCCGGAGGGGACGGCGGAGAGCACCAACGGCCUGAGCAGCAUCUCCCACGAGUACCUGAAGGGCAGCUACUCGCUGGACCUGGAGGCAGUGAAGGGGGGGGCCAGCAGCCUCCCCCACCUCAACAAGACCCUCGUCACCUCCUGCAAACGGCUGCACAGCGAGGUGGACAAGGUGCUGGCGGGGCUGGAGAUCCUCUCCAAGGUGUUUGACCAGCAGAGCUCCCCCAUGGUCUCCAAAAUCCUGCAGCAGACGGCGGGGCAGAGUGGGGAGCAGGAGCUGGAGAGCCUGGUGCUGAAGCUCUCGGUGCUGAAGGAUUUCCUCUCCAGCAUCGAGAAGAAGGCGCUGAAAGCCCUGCAGGAGAUGAGCUCGGCCACCCCCGCCGCCCCCCCCCAGCCCCUUUCCCGCAAGGCCAAGAGCAUCCCGGUGCAGACCUUCGAGGUGAAGCUGGACGUCACCCUGGGGGAUCUGACCAAGAUCGGCAAGUCGCAGAAGUACACGCUGAGCGUGGAUGUGGAGGGGGGGAAGCUGGUGGUGCUGAAGAAGCAGAAGGACUCCCAGGAGGAUUGGAACACCUUCACCCACGACAAGAUCCGGCAGCUGAUCAAGUCGCAGCGGGUGCAGAACAAACUGGGCAUCGUUUUCGAGAAGGAAAAGGAUAAAACGCAACGGAAAGACUUCGUUUUCGUCAGCGCCCGGAAGCGGGAGGCUUUCUGCCAGCUCCUGCAGCUGAUGAAGAACAAGCAUUCCCACCAGGACGAGCCUGACAUGAUCUCCAUCUUCAUCGGCACCUGGAACAUGGGCAGUGUGCCCCCACCCAAGAGCAUCACGUCGUGGUUCACCUCCAAGGGUUUGGGAAAGACGCUGGACGAGGUGACGGUCGCCAUCCCCCACGACAUUUAUGUCUUUGGCACCCAGGAGAAUUCCCUGGGGGACAAGGAGUGGGUGGAUUUCCUCCGCGCCGUGCUGAAGGACUUCACGGAGGUUGAGUACCGCCCGGUGGCCAUGCAGUCCCUGUGGAACAUCAAGGUGGUGGUACUGGUGAAGCCAGAGCACGAGAACCGCAUCAGCCACGUCAGCACGUCCAGCGUCAAGACGGGGAUUGCCAACACCCUGGGGAACAAGGGAGCCGUGGGUGUCUCCUUCAUGUUCAACGGCACCUCCUUCGGCUUCGUCAACUGCCACCUCACCUCCGGCAAUGAGAAGACGGCACGGAGGAACCAGAACUACCUGGACAUCCUGCGCCUGCUCUCUCUGGGGGACAAGCAGCUGAGCUCCUUCGACAUCUCCCUCCGCUUCACCCACCUCUUCUGGUUUGGGGACCUCAAUUAUCGCCUGGACAUGGACAUCCAGGAGAUCCUCAACUACAUCAGCCGCAAGGAGCUGGAGCCGCUGCUCAAGGUGGAUCAGCUCAACCUGGAGAAGGAGAAGCACAAGGUCUUCCUGCGCUUUGGUGAGGAGGAGAUCACCUUCCCCCCCACCUACCGCUACGAGCGGGGCUCCCGGGACACCUAUGUCUGGCACAAGCAGAAGCCCACAGGGGUCCGCACCAACGUGCCGUCCUGGUGUGACCGCAUCCUCUGGAAGUCCUACCCCGAGACUCACGUCAACUGCAACGCCUACGGGUGCACGGACGACAUCGUCACCAGCGACCACUCGCCUGUCUUCGGCUCCUUCGAGGUGGGGGUGACGUCCCAGUUCGUCUCCAAAAAAGGGCUCUCCAAGUCUACUGAGCAGGCGUACAUUGAGUUCGAGAGCAUCGAGGCUAUCGUGAAGACGGCCAGUCGCACCAAGUUCUUCAUCGAGUUUUAUUCCACCUGCCUGGAAGAGUUCAAGAAAAGCUUCGAGAACGACAGCCAGAGCAGCGACAACAUCAACUUUCUCAAGGUGCAAUGGUCGUCCCGGCAGCUGCCCACGCUGAAGCCCAUCCUCUCUGAGAUCGAGUACCUGCAGGACCAGCACCUCCUGCUCACUGUCAAAUCCCUCGAUGGCUACGAGUCCUAUGGGGAAUGUGUCAUUGCUCUGAAGUCGAUGAUCGGCAGCACGGCGCAGCAGUUCCUCACCUACCUGUCUCACCGCGGCGAGGAGACGGGCAACAUCCGCGGCUCCAUGAAGGUCCGGGUGCCCGCCGAGCGCUUGGGCACCCGCGAGAGGCUCUAUGAGUGGAUCAGCAUCGAUAAGGAUGAGACGGCGGCCGGCAAAGGGAAGGUGCCGCUGGGUGCCAGAGCCAACCAGGACUAUGCCAAGUCGGUGGGGCGGACGCCCACCGGUGCUGAGCCGCCCGCUGCCGCUGCCGUCCCGGCGAAGCUCCCGGAGGAGCCCGAGAAGGGCAACGCCACGCCGGCCCCCCGGCCCCCCGCACCGCACCGUGGCACUGCCAGGGAUGAGGCCGCCCCGAGCCGGUCCAAGGCGGAGGCGAUGCCGGAGCCGGCGGCGGGGCCGCUGAAGAACAGCUUCAACAACCCGGCGUACUACGUGCUGGAGGGGGUCCCGCACCAGCUGCUGGCACCCGGGGACCCCGGCAAACCCCCGGCCCCCAAGGCCAAGGUGCAGCUGGCGGUGCCCGAGCGACGACGGCACCCCUCAGCCGGGCAGCCGCCGGCGUGCCGCGGCGAGGAGAGCUCCUCGGAUGAGGACGCCGGCACCCUCAACUUGCCGCCGCCGGAUUUCCCGCCGCCGCCGCUGCCGCGGGAGCUGGAGCUGCCCCCGAACCCCUUCUUCGGCAGCGCCAAGGAGCUGCCGGUGCCCGUCGGGCGCGAGGAGCCCAAACCGCGGCCGGCCGUGGGCGGUGCCGCCUUCGGCGAGUCCCCCCCGCCCAAGCUGCACCCCCGGCCCCCGCCGUCUGCCAGCGCCGGAUUCGGGCUUGAGGGGCCUGGCGGGACUCCCGCUACCGGGGGGCUGCAUGGUGCUGGGGGGCUGCCCGUGGCAGGGGGGCUACUGGACGACCGCUCCUGCUCGGUGCUGCAGAUGGCCAAGACGCUGAGCGAGGUGGACUACGCCGGAGGGAAGGGGAGGGCGGCCCCCCCCCGGCCACUGCUGGCCAAGGGGGGGCGGUUGGAGCUGCCCCCCCGCUGCCUGCACCCCGACUACGGCCGCCCCCUCGCCUUCCCCCCCCACUCCAUCCGGGAGAGCAUCCAGGAGGACCUGGCUGAGGAGGCGCUGUGCCAGGCGGGCCGUGGCGUGGGCGCCGUGCCCGGUGUGGGCGAGUGGCUGCGGGCGCUGGGGCUGGAGCGGUACGAGGAGGGGCUGGUGCGCAACGGCUGGGACGACCUGGAGUUCCUCAGUGACAUCACAGAGGAGGACCUGGAGGAGGCCGGCGUGCUGGACCCCGGCCACAAGCGCGCCCUCCUGGAGAGCCUCCAGCUCCGCAAAUAGCCGUGGCCGA